Molecule: messenger RNA, 5576 nt
Organism: Pelodiscus sinensis (Chinese soft-shelled turtle)
Lineage: Eukaryota; Metazoa; Chordata; Testudines; Trionychidae
Source: RefSeq, a predicted model, not a curated record
AAGAGCACAUUUGAUUAAAAAAUAUAUGGACAAAUAGUUUGUCUAUGAUGUAAGUUUAGAGCAGUGUUUCUCAACUUCUUUGAUACCGAGGACUGGCUUGCUGCUUUCCUAUAUUUUGUCAAUGAAAUUUCAGGGAGAUAUGCCAUUCCAUUGACUGAUCAUUGAGAAACACUGGAUUAGAGUAUGGCUAAUAGCCAUGGGGCGGUGCCUUUCAAAAGAUCUAAUGUGAUUCUAAUGUCUGCAUGUCUGUUUUUUAAUAAUAAUUAGAUGAAAGGGAAGUGUCUCAAGAUACUAGUAAUGAGAUAAUGGAGUCAUUCACUCCUGAGUUACCAGUUUUGAAUCAAGCCUCAGUAAUGACUAAAAGUUUUACCAUCUGGCUAUUAUAUAAAAUAAGGAUUGGUCCUGCACCAUGGGACAUAGCUAUGUAUCUCAAGGGUGUGAAAAAUCCACACCUGAGAAACAUAGCUAUGCCAUGUAAAAAGGUGCUAUAUCAAUGGAAGAAUUAACCCAUUGUCUUAUUUACAUCUUUCUGGGAGUUGAAUUAUUUAUGCUGAUGGGAGAGCCCCUCUGAUCUCUGUAAGUAGUGCCUAUGCUGAAGUGCUACAGGAGCACAGCUGCAACUACACACAGUGGUAGUUUAAAUUUAGACAUACCCUAAGUUGUUACUUCUGAGCUUUGUUUAAAGUAGAUAGGUGUCCACAUCACAGCUUGGACUAACUGGCAUCUUUGAGCUUUGUCCACAUUUGAUUUUUAAAACAGUUUGCGAUGUGUAGACCAGGUAAAUCAUGGUUUUUAGCUUGUGAUAGCAGAAACAGUGUUUGUUUUGUGAACUUGUCAAAUUCCUGUUUGACUGUGAUCUUGUGAAGAGUCCUAUAUCAAGUCAAUUGGCAACUGUGCAUCAGUUGGUGGUAUAUUGGAGGGGCUUGUUCUCACUACAGGUUGUACCUCCCUUGUCCUGCCCCUUUGGGACCUGGCAGGUCCUGAACAAAGGGAUUUGCUGAAUGAGGGAAGACCCUCCUAACACAGCCUGCGUUGCACCUGCCUAGGACUCCAGCCAAGCCCUGGAGUCUCUGGGGCUGCUGAGGCUCCUAGGACUCUGUGGCCACUGCCAGCCCCCCACUAGUGCCCAGCAGCAGAGGCCAGAACUCCGUCUCUCAACAUGGGGCUCCUGGCUGAGUCACACCUCUCCCAUCCCCCUCUGCUCCUGCCCUGUGGCCCAACCUCCUUAUAGCUGGAAUCCAUGUCCAGGAAUGUCUGUGGUCCUGCUGGACUACAGAGUCCUGGUUAAGGGGGGUACAACCUGUAGUGCAACUUGUAUUGCGUGUGUCUAUUAGAUAAGUAGAGUGUUGCCAUCUCUUUGGUUUUCAAGCCAGCAUCUGGUACAGUCAUGGAAAACAAAGUUCAGUAUAAAUAAUGUGUCUUUUUAAUGUAAAUUAACAUUUGCCUUGUGUUUUUGGAAAUCUAGAGACUAGUUUGGACAAUGGAACUAAGGAGAGUACUGAAAAGCAAGUAAAUAGCUUAAAUAAGUAAACUGAAAUAAAUUUAACUAUUCCUCUCAGUAGCUAAAAAGCCCUGUAAGAUCAUACUUAAGCAGUUUUUUCCAAUGCACACAUCCAAGAAGCUGUAAUCAAAAUGGUCAUGCCAUCUUUUUCUGGUUCAUUGCUAUGCCCGUGAUGCGUGUGUUCUGAAAAGAUGUAUAAUUAGAAUCCUGAGUGUGAAAUCAUAAUAACAAUGUGAUAUCAGCUUUCAGCACUGCUGUCACAUUGCUACCACACAUGUACUACAAACUGGCAUGAUACAAGCACCGAAUGUCGUUGGUGUGGAUGACUACAGCUCAGAGUCUGAUGUGAUUAUUAUACCUUCAGCCCUGGACUUUGUCUCACAAGAUGAAAUGUUGACGCCUUUGGGAAGACUGGACAAGUACGCUGCAAGUGAGAACAUAUUUAACAGGCAAAUGGUGGCGCGAAGUUUGCUGGACACUUUGAAGGAAGUCAGCGAUGAUGAGAGAGAUUGUAUUGCUGUGCUGGAAAGAAUCAGCAGAUUAGCUGAUGAUUCAGAGCCAACUGUGCGAGCAGAACUGAUGGAACAGGUGCCUCAUAUCGCUAUAUUUUGUCAAGAAAACAGGCCUUCAAUACCAUAUGCUUUUUCCAAAUACUUAUUGCCUAUUGUGGUAAGAUACCUCGCAGACCAGAAUAACCAGGUGAGAAAAACAAGCCAGGCAGCAUUGCUGGUUCUGUUAGAGCAAGAACUUAUUGAGAGAUAUGAUGUAGAGACCAAAGUUUGCCCUGUUCUUAUAGAACUGACUGCACCAGACAGCAAUGAUGAUGUGAAGACAGAGGCUGUGGCUAUAAUGUGCAAAAUGGCCUCCAUGGUGGGGAAAGACAUCACAGAAAGACUCAUUCUUCCUAGGUUUUGUGAGAUGUGCUGUGAUUGCAGAAUGUUUCAUGUUCGUAAGGUAUGUGCAGCCAAUUUUGGAGAUAUCUGCAGUGUGGUUGGACAGCAAGCCACUGAAGAAAUGCUUCUACCAAGAUUUUUCCAGCUCUGUUCUGAUAAUGUUUGGGGAGUUCGGAAGGCUUGUGCCGAAUGCUUUAUGGCAGUUUCAUGUGCAACAUCUCAGGAGGUCCGGCGGACAAAACUGUCAACUCUUUUUAUCAAUCUAAUCAGUGACCCUUCACGAUGGGUCCGCCAAGCUGCCUUUCAGUCUCUGGGGCCUUUCAUAUCAACUUUUGCUAACCCAUCCAGCAGUGGCCACUUUUUUAAAGAAGAAGAAAGUAAGAAUGCCGAAGAUCAUAAAUCUGCAGAGGAAAAUAGUGAAAAGAUGAGGGAUACAGAAGAUGUCACAACAGAGAAUUUACAUAACAGGACAGAGAAGCCGCCUUCAGAUACUGAUAUUAGUGGUAUUACAAUAAAACUUGAAAACACCAUAGAAGAGGAUAACUCUGUGCCAAGUAAAUCUCAGAGUGAAAUUGAUUACCAGGCUGAGAUGUUUUUAUGUUGCACUUUGUCUUCAGAAUCUUAUGGGGAAAUGGCUAAGGAGAAUGAGCAAAAUUCUAGCUUUUGUAGUAUAGCAACGCUUCAGGCGUCUAGGUUGAGGCCCCAGGACACCUCCCUCUCAGAACAGGAAUUAUACAACUCUUUCCAUUUCUGGAGGACUCCACUUCCUGAAAUAGACAUUGAUUUAGAGCUUCAGCAAACUGAUCAGAUAAUGCCCAACUCAGAAAUUCAGGAAGGAACAAAAGACGUGACCGUGCCAUCUUCUUCAAACAUUACUAUGGCCACAAGGAAGGAGCUGGAAGAAAUGAUAGAAAAUCUAGAACCUCAUAUUGAUGAUCCUGAUGUUAAAGCACAAGUGGAGGUGUUGUCUGCUGCACUGCGAGCCUCCAGUUUGGACUCUCAGGAGGAGAUGAUGGCAGGCAAGGGAAUAGACUCACAAAAUGAACCGAGCAUCAAAGACCAACUAAAUUAUAAACUAAUUCAGGAUGAUACUGUGCCUUUAAUUAGCGACACGGUUGAGAACAUAGAUUCCACUCUCCGCUAUAUUCAUAAUGAUUCAGACUUGAGCACCAAUAGUAGUUUCAGCCCUGAAGAGGAAAGAAAGUCCAAAGUACAGGAUGUUGUACCUCAAGCCUUGUUGGAUCAGUAUUUAUCCAUGACUGAUCCUUCUCGUGCACAAACGGUUGAUACUGAGAUUGCUAAACAUUGUGCAUAUAGCCUUCCAGGUGUGGCACUUACCUUAGGUAGACAGAACUGGCACUGUUUGAAAGAUACCUAUGAGACACUAGCAUCUGACAUGCAGUGGAAAGUUCGAAGGACAUUAGCUUUCUCUAUACAUGAGCUUGCAGUUAUCUUGGGAGACCAACUCACAGCUGGAGACUUGGUUCCAGUCUUCAACGGGUUUUUAAAGGACCUAGAUGAAGUCAGGAUAGGUGUCCUUAAACACUUACAUGAUUUUCUAAAGCUUCUUCAUCUUGACAAAAGACGAGAAUAUCUUUAUCAGCUCCAGGAAUUCUUUUCAAGGUUAUGGAUACCCUUUUCAUUUUUGAUCUGCUGUGUUAUGAUUUGUUCUUUUUUUAGGCAGCUGAUCUUGCUUCUAGAGCUAUAUAGUGCCAGAGAUGUCUAUGACUAUUUGCGACCUAUUGCCCUCAGCCUCUGUGCAGAUAAGGUUUCCUCUGUUCGAUGGAUUUCCUACAAGCUGGUUAGUGAAAUGAUAAAGAAGCUGCAUAUGGCUUCAACAUCAACUUUUGUGGUAGACCUCAUGACUGAGCUUGUUGAAAAAUUCUGUAAAUGCCCAAAGUGGUCCGGUCGGCAAACAUUUGUCUUUAUCUGCCAGACUAUCAUCGAAGAUGACUGCCUUCCAAUGGACCAAUUUGCUAUGCACCUGCUGCCUCAUUUACUACACUUGGCAUCCGAUAGGGUUCCAAAUGUUAGAGUACUUCUUGCAAAGACAUUAAGGCAAAACCUGUUAGAGAAAGAAUAUUUUCUGAAUUCUGCCAGCUCUCAUCAAGAAGCUGUGGAACAAAUAAUUGUGGCCCUUCAAAUGGAUGAUGACAGUGAUGUCAAAUAUUUUGCAAGCAUACACCCUGCCAGUACCAAAAUUGCAGAUGAUGCCAUGAGCACUGCUUCAUCGACUUAUUAAAAGAAGUUCCUGAAUGUUACUAUAAUUUUAAUAAAAAACAAACAAAACACAAACUAUCCUCAAAUGCUCCUGAAAUGGAUGGUUUAGGACAAACUCUUCUGAAAGAGAGAUCUCUUGCCAGACUUAACUACGGGUGAAUGUUAUCUAAACCUGAUACCAGGGAUUUUAAGAGUCAAGAAAAAGUAAACGUUACCUAUCUCAUCUUGACUUAGAAAAACAUUGCUCAGAGGAUUAUAUUUGCCACUGAAGCCUUAAAUCUUCUGUCUUCCUGAACACAUGAAACUUGAAUUGGCAGAGCAUGUUCAAUGUAUAAGGGAUGUAAUUUCCUGAGACCUGCAUUAUUUCUCCUGAGGAGUUAACUUAGCAAGUUUUUUUUCCUGAGCAACCGAUAGUUGAAAUUCUUACAGACAGAGGCAGAUUUAUACCAAGGUGUAAGACCUCCAGUAUUAGCUAUAAACGUUUUUAUCCAUGCAAAGAACCUGAUUGUGUGCAGCGGGGCACAUUAUUAAGUGUGAAUAGUUUUGAUGUGUGUAAAUGGGGAACAGUAGAGAUUUGGAUUUCUCUUAAGGGCUCAGUGGUAACACUAAACUAGAAUCUGAUUUUAAUGUUUAAAUGCAGCAUAUUGCUGUACCCAUUAGCAGAAAACUUUGCUGAGUACCUGUGUCCUAAUUAUUUUCAUGCUGGUCAUGACCUGAAGAAAAUUUAUUAGCACAUGUACUUUAAGUCAGGUAUUUUUAACUUGAUCAUGGUCAGCUCUGAGGUGCAACUUUUUCUUCAUAAUUGUACAUAUCUGUGACCACUCUUGGGAGUGCAGUCUUUAAUCAUGUUGUUUAAAAAUGUUGUGAUACAGGUUGUUCUCUACUUGUCCAAAUAAAAUUUAUUAAUAAGAUUGAAUACGUUGUGACCUUUUAAAGACAUUAAAGAAAACAUUUGAAAUGAC